This is a messenger RNA of Leptopilina heterotoma, 2449 nucleotides long. RefSeq lists its product as uncharacterized. The record is from RefSeq and is a predicted model, not a curated record. The transcript is spliced from 3 exons. Bases 666 to 1394 code for a protein of 242 amino acids. Lineage: Eukaryota; Metazoa; Arthropoda; Insecta; Hymenoptera; Figitidae.
UUGAGUGUACAAUUUUACUUACAUGCAGCUAAAUAAUUCAUAUAGCAAAAAUAAAAUUCAUACUAGCUUUAAAAAAUGAGAAACUUGUUUGUAAUAAAUUACUUCAAAUACUGCCUUCUAGUUUAAUUAAAAGCGGCGAAAGUAACUAUAUCACUAAUAUCGUCUCACUUUUUUCUGAUACUAAAUACAUCAAUCAAGGUUUAUGCAACAUUUUCCUUGAAAUAGUAAAAUUUUCGAAACGGAGAAACAAUUGAUACAUAGGUUAAGUUUUUAGUAGAAACAAAUAGCUGUGAAGGAAGACAAUUCAUCUUAAUACGGUGUACAUUGAUUCCACAUUGCAGACGUCAGCAAAGAAGAGAACAAAAGUAAAAAAUUAUUCACAACAUUUUCUUUAAAAUUUGGCAAUUACCAAGAGUAUCAGAUCGAAAUGAACAAUGAGACACUCCUCAGUCAGUUAAUACAAAACUUUCAGUUUCUUUCUGUUUGUCACUACGUAACGAGUUUUGGUAUAUUUUUCAACAAUCAGGAUUUAAUUCCCCUGGAAUAUCAAAAUCAUUCCGUCUCUGUUCUAAACACUCUUUUUGAUUAUCUCCACAAUUCGGAAAAUAAAUCUUCAACCAAACUUGAACUCCUUCAGAGAGUGUUAGCCGGAAGUGAUCUGUACAAUGGGUGAGAAAAUGAAACACUUGACCAUGAUAUACCUGGAUGAUACAUUCCAGUACAUCAUUAGUAAUGCUUUAUUUUCCCAUUAUGAAAACAUUCACGGUUAUUUGGCAGGGGUAAUAAAUCGAGCGGACAACGUAAAAUAUUCGGUACUAAAGAAGAACGUAUUCCAAGAUUUUUUAAAAAAUUAUAGAAGUUUAGAUUACUGCUCAUCUAGAAGAGAAAGUAUUAAACUCACGUCGACAACAGUUCGCAAUGUUUUUAAUAAUUAUAUUUUGUCCAUCUUUCCCGAACCAGCGGAAGAUAUGGAUAUAUUGGAUGUUAAUUACAUAUACGCAAUGAUUAGUUUAAAAAUCGCCAAAUCUAUCCAAGCUGCUGGUAAUCUAUCUUUCGAAAGUUAUAUUCUCCUAUCCCAAGCUAUUCAAUUUCAAACCAUGAAUAACGAAUCAUAUCAAUUGACAUUGGAAUUAUUUAUGGCACCGGCUUUAUUUUACUACGCCCAUAUCAAGAGGGCGAUAUUUCGUCAAGCUGAAGUAUCAACUUUGAUAAAGAGUAAAAAAUUUUGGUACGAGGCGUACAAUAUAUUAUUCCGUUACAUUAAUAUUCUGUUGAGUAGUAGUUUAACAGUAGAAAUUAAGAGGAUUCUUUAUUCGAAAUUACAAAUUCAACUACAACAUUUAUUAAGUCGAACCUGUAUUGCUGCUGAAAUACUGAGAAUCUAUUGUCACUAAUUGAGUAAAGCAGCAGUUUCAGAAAUUUAUACAUAUAGCUUUAUACAAAUUUUCCCGUUGGAUAUUAAAAUUAUUUUUACCAAAAGAAUGCAGCGUUAAUAGAUAGUCUUCCAGAUUUGGAGGAAUUGUACGAUCAACAGUUUGAUAAGGUACAAAAAAAAUUCAAUGAGAUUGAACAAAAUUCGCUGGAGCAGGUAUUGUUAGAUGGUAAAAUGAUAGAGAGGAUGAAUUUAAAUUCGACUGUUAUAAAUGCUAAAGUACCACACUAUGAUAUGUAUUGUAUGUACUGCCCACCGACCGUUGCCUAGAAAAAAGAAUAGUGACAUUUAUCUAAUAUUUGCAAUAAUUGAAAAUAAGGAAACUAAUUUUUAUGCCCUUCGACAGGAAAAUAACACUUUGACUUUACUUAGAAGUGAUGGAAAUAAACGCGAAUUUGCCAAAGCAGUCGCUAAUGAUUUUUCUCUAGAAAUGGAUAUUCCAGUAAUUUCGGAAAUUUAUAAACGAAAUGGUGAAGAUUAUAAGAUAUUUAUAAUUUAUAAGAUAUAAAUCAGUUUUAAAGAUACCUAAUCACCGUACAUGUAAAAUGCAAAAUUCUUUUAUGAUUAGAGGUGCGAGGUUAUGGAAUAAAUUGCCACCUUCGAUUAGAGAUGUAUCACAACAAUUUUCUUUUAAGAAACUAUUUUUUGAAUUGCUAUUUAAAUGUAACAAUAAUUUAUUUGAAAUAACUUAUUGGUAAAUUAAUUAAUAUAUCUAUAUUUUUUUUCUUUUCUUUUUCUCUUCUUGUUAUUUUGUUAUUCUUUAAAUAUAGUUUAUAUAGGAUUAUAAUUACAUUAUAUCCAGUCACAGUUAAUAACUUGAACCAAAGUAACAAUAUAUGUAAGCUAAAAGCAUAUUAUAUUAUAAGAUUAAUUUAUUUUUAUUUUUAAUACUCAGUAUUCUAAUAUUACUAUUAUAUAUUUUUUUUCUCUCCUUUUAUGAUACAAUAUAUCAUUUAAAUAUGUAUAUUAUGUACUGUUCCUUGGAGGGCUAAUUAGCCCAAGGAACUUUCAAAAGUU